Molecule: messenger RNA, 2858 nt
Organism: Nothobranchius furzeri (turquoise killifish)
Lineage: Eukaryota; Metazoa; Chordata; Actinopteri; Cyprinodontiformes; Nothobranchiidae
Gene: qsox1
Product: quiescin Q6 sulfhydryl oxidase 1
Biological process (GO): protein folding
Cellular component (GO): Golgi membrane
Molecular function (GO): protein disulfide isomerase activity; flavin-dependent sulfhydryl oxidase activity
Source: RefSeq, a predicted model, not a curated record
UGUGAAGUUUCUGACAGGCAGCCAGAGAGUCACGGUAAGCGGCUCUGAGGAGGAAGAUGGCGCGGCGCUGCGCCACGUCUCGGUGGUUCACCGACAUUUAUCCCGUCUUCUUGUGUUUGUGGCUCUAUGUUCCGUGCCCCGCGGAGACCGGACUGUACACCGCCUCCGACCAGAUCUUGUUGUUGUCUCGGGAGAACGUGGACUCGGUUCUGGUGAACUCCACCGCUGCGAUGGUUGUGGAGUUUUACGCGUCGUGGUGCGGACACUGCGUCGCCUUCUCUCCGUUUUACAAAAAGCUGGCCAGAGAUACCAAAGAGUGGAAGCCGGCGGUGAACAUAGCAGCUAUAGACUGUGCUCCAGAGGAAAACAGGGAGGUCUGCAGGGACUUCAGAAUCACAGGGUACCCCACUAUAAAGUUUUUCCACGCCUACUCUGAAGCUGGUUCUCUAGGAGUAGCUUAUCCAGCUAAUAUCCGUGAUGUUCCAGACCUUCGUCACAAGACCAUUGACAGUCUUGAAGGCAAUAAGGAUCCAUGGCCCCCCGCCUGCCCCCCCCUGGAGCCCAUCAGCCAAGCAGAGGUCGAUGUCUUCUUUGAAACCAACAGUGCUCUGCACCUGGCCUUGAUCUUUGAAAAUGCUAACUCUUACAUCGGCCGUGAGGUGACCCUGGACCUGUUACAGUUUGAGAACAUAGCUGUGAGACGAGUCCUGGAUUCUGAGACAAGCCUGGUGACAAAGCUGGGAGUGACUGACUUUCCUUCCUGUUACCUGUAUUAUCCAGGUGGUAACUUUACCAGACUCCGAGUUAACAAUGAAGCUCGCAUGUUCUACACUUACGCCCUCCAGGGGCUGCGGGGAGUGGUGCGUUCAGGGAAGGCCACAGUGGUCCUGACAGAGAUCCAAAGCAACAGCACUAAGGAGCCCUGGAGACAGUUUAACAACUCCCACGUAUAUAUGGCAGACUUGGAGUCAGCGCUGCACUACUCUCUGCGUGUGGAGCUGGCUGCUCAUGACAUCAUCAGAGGAGACGCUUUGAAUGCUCUCAAGAAAUACAUCUCUGUACUGGCAAAGUACUUCCCAGGUCGUCCUGUCGUGGUGAAUUUGUUGAAGACUCUAAAGGCCUGGCUGCAGGAUCAGACUGAAAAUAAGAUUUCUUAUAAGGCGUUUGAAGACGUACUGGACAACAGAGUACAGGUUCCACACACUGCGUUGCCUGAAGGAGUAAGGUGGGUGGGCUGCCAGGGUUCACAGCCCCACUUUAGACGUUAUCCGUGUGGGGUGUGGACACUCUUCCAUGUUCUCUCUGUUCAGGCCAACAGCACCGGAGGCUCAGACCCCGUGGAGGUUCUAAGUGCGAUGAGAAGCUACAUCCACCACUUCUUUGGAUGCAGAGCUUGUGCCGAGCACUUUGAGAACAUGGCACAGGAAGGUCUGGAGCAGGUGGGCACGCUGCCUUCAGCGGUACUGUGGCUGUGGUUCAGACACAACCAGGUCAACAACAGAAUCUCAGGUGACUUGAGUGAAGACCCGUUCUUCCCAAAGAUCCAGUGGCCGUCACCAGAAACGUGUCCAGCCUGCCACACCGUGAAUGAAAAGAGAGAGCACAAGUGGAGCAAGGAUGAGGUUCUCUCUUUCCUGCUGUCCCACUACUCCUCCAGCAACAUCCUUACAGAUUACCUUGAAGAUGAAAACAAGAUUUUGGAAAAGCAAAAUGAAAAACAUCGGCUUCAAAAUUUAGCUUAUCAGAAACAUUUAGAGCGAAAAGCCAGGGAGGCUCCGAACGCCGUAACACCUUCUCCACCAACACCCACACAAGAAGAGGAGGAGGAGGAAGAGGGCCCACAGGAUGAGACAGAGGCUUAUGGAGAAGAAGAAGUAGAAGACGAAGAAGAAGGUGGAGAGGGAGCACCAGCUGCACCAGCCAUUGAGGAGGAGGGUAAAACUGACCCGACUCCUUGGAAAGUGGGCCGCGGCCGGCGGCAGGCUUACCGACCUUCAAAAGUCCCGGGGAUGAAAUUUCGGGAGAGGAGGUACGACCACAGGUUUCCAAGCAUCAUAGGAAUGAAGUUUCGCGAGAAGGCCGACGACAUUGUGGACCUUGACUCUUUUGUCAACCAGAACUUCAAAGACAAAGCUCUGCAGCUGGCUGCGUUGAGUCGGGUCAAACAGCGCACCCUGCAGACGAAGGUGGAGCUGGACCACAAGCCGGUGUUUGGACUCGGCAUGGAGCUGGACACGGCCCUCGGCAUGAUAGGCCUGCAGCCUGUGGAUACAGACCUGGAGCCGAGUCAGCGGGGGCAGCGGCUGCAGAAGCGAGAACUUUCAGGCCAGUACUUUGGAGGGGAGGUGAAGCUGAGUCACAAGGGGCGCUGGAUGUCUUCGUUAAGUAUCGGUUUCUCAAAUCUGGACAUCAGCCUGUGCAUCUUUCUUUACUUCCUGUCCUCCAUGUGCCUUCUAGCCAUGUACGUCUUCUUUAAAAACCGCCUCAGACGACGGCGAGCUAAACCAAAAACAGUGAAUUUUACCUGAACUAAAUUUUAUUAUUUCAGAGAUAUUUUGGGUCACUUUAAAGGGAUGUGCCAAAAUACUAUGCUCCCUGAUUGCAAUCAGAGCGCUGAAGAGGAGCAGAAGGGAAAAAGUUCAGAUAGUUUUAAUUUUUCCUUUUUAUCUGAAGCAUUUUUAGAAUGUUGAAUUCCACGAGUGUUUCAGGCAGCAGUUUAACUGCAAAAAUCUGCACAUCUAGUAGAUGUAAAAUUCUGUUUGUUCCUGUUUGGGUUUUGUGCUUCAGUUAAAGAUAAGCUACCCGUGUGUCUGAACUGAAUUCUCCACUGAUGAAGAAUAAAACCCCUCUGAUCUGGA